CCUCCCUUGUAAUUACCACACUCGCUCGCUCGUGGUAGCUCUUUCCCCCCAUAUAUGUACACAUAAACGCACCACAGGCUUCCCCGGCCACUUUCCCAUUUAAAAUGUUUCUGAACUCAGCAGCCUCUUUUGCCACACAAAACGCCUUUGUCAGAUUUCCCCACGGCAAAUGGCCGCCUCCACAGUCAUCAUCAUCAUCUUCUUCUUCUUCAUCGUGUCAAUGGAGCAGCACUGUUAACCAUGGAGGAAAGGGGAGCCCAAGCAAGGGCAGCAGCAGCGUAAUUAAUCGACAGCAUAAUAGAAAUCAUAAAGUAAUUAGAGCGGUGAUCAACAUUAAUACGGCUGAGAAUAACGCGGUUCCGGACAACCAGCUGAUUUUAGCAUUUGAUGAGCAGAAGCAAAAGCAGCAAGGUCUUGGAAUUGACAAGUUCCUGAGCGGGAAGACUUGGUUCAUCACCGGUGCAACUGGGUUUGUUGGUAAAGUUCUGGUGGAGAAGAUACUGAGGUCCAUCCCCGACACAAGGAAGAUAUACCUGAUGAUAAAGGCUAAAGACACUGAAGCCGCCCUGCGUCGCCUGAAAACUGAGAUAAUAGAAGCAGAGGUGUUCAGCGUGCUGAAGGAAGAAUAUGGGGAGUCCUACGAGAGUUUCAUGCUCGCGAAGUUGGUCCCCGUGCCUGGAAAUUUGGCCGAAGCUCCUGAACUUGGAAUCCAUCCGGAAACUGCUGAUUUGGUCGCCGGAGAAGUGGAUCUCAUCGUCAACUCCGCCGCCAACACAACUUUCGACGAAAGGUAUGAUGUUGCAAUUAAUACCAACACCAGAGGAGCAACCAACCUUAUGAGAUUUGCCGACAAGUGCCAUAACCUCAAGCUCUUCUUGCACAUCUCCACAAUAUACGCGAACGGUGGGAGAAGCGGCAGAGUAAUGGAGAAGGCAUUCAGCGAGGAAGACGUUACUACCACAGCAGCAGCACUGGACGUCGCAGCAGAAAUUCAACUGGCUUUAACUCACUCUGCUGCUACACCAGCUGCCGACCACCUCAGAAGACUGGGCCUUGAAAGUAAUUGUACUUGCCACACUCUGUACAAGAGUAGUUAUGGCGAAAGUGACAAUUGUGACAUGUUGGCAUUAUGGCAUACGUACUUUAUGUUCGGGCAUGCCAUUAUAUCGUCUGCUGCUACGUGCAUGAGAUCGAUUAUCGGGAUAACAUAUAAUUACUCUUCUUGUACUUUGUUCAUCAUCAGGGCCAGAAAAUUUGGGUGGCACGAUACUUACACCUUCACAAAAGCCAUGGGAGAGAUGAUGUUGGGGGAUUACAGAAAAGACAUGUCGUCGGCGAUAUUGACAAACUCCAACAAAGUGCCCAUUGUUGUACUCCGACCGAGUAUCAUUGAAGGCAGUUAUGCGCAUCCAUUUCCCGGCUGGAUUGAAGGAAACAGGAUGUUAGAUCCCAUUUCUCAGAAUUACUGUAAAGGCCGAAUGACAAGUUUUCCCGGUCAUCCUGAUUCCAUCGUUGAUGUGGUCCCGGUGGACAUGGUAGUCAAUGCAGUACUGGCAGCAGUAACUCGCCAUGGCGCGACGACGGUAGCUGACAACAGUAACAAUAUGGUGAAUGUAUACCAAAUAGGUUCGUCGGUCUCCAAUCCAAUGACUCUGAGUGAGCUCUUCACACUGUACUACCUUCACUUUGACUCUUCCCCGAUGAUGAUCAAAGGCAAACCCAUUCGCCUCAGUAGCCCGCUCGACAUUUGUACCUCCAUUGAUGAAUUCUCCUCCGCCCUCCACCUGCCGGACAUCCCUUCCGGCUCCCGCCUCGGCCGGAGAUUGCGCCAGGAAGCAAUCCGUAUGGCUACUUUCUACCUGCCCUACAUGUCCUUUAUGGGAAGGUACGACUGUAGCAACACAGAGAAGCUUAUGGAGGAGAUGUCGGAGGAGGAAAGGGCGGAGUUUGGGUUUGAUGUGAAAAAAAUUGAUUGGAGACAUUACAUUGCUCAGGUGCACCUCCCUGGCUUAAGGAAGCAUGUCAUGAAGGAGAGACUACCGGCAACAGCACAUGUUUGAUUAUUAUACAUUCAUAAGUUGAUCUUGCCGACGCGAAGAAGAAGAGAGUGUUCGGUCUUGGUGUGUUGGAAACCACAAUCUCAACUCCCAUACAUACAAGUUUUACCAUGGCCGGACAUGUAUGUGAUUUUCACCCAUUGAAUUCACAUUGGGUUUGUGUAGUCAUGGACUUCAUGAAUUGAUCACUUGUGUUGUGAAUAUAGGCAGCCCAUUUAAAUUAGGAAAUGAAAUUCCUAACAAUUUCCCACUUAGGCUGUCUAAUUUUCACAAACACUUAUACUAUGAAAUUCUUUAGGCACGCAACUGUAUGUUGUUUGUACAACGACUACUCCUUAACAUUCUGGACCACCUCAUGUAUCAAUUAUGAAA
This is a messenger RNA of Linum tenue, 2429 nucleotides long. The record is from the annotation of a GenBank genome assembly. NCBI's taxonomy places the organism in Eukaryota, Viridiplantae, Streptophyta, Magnoliopsida, Malpighiales, Linaceae.